GCACGCUUCAUUGCCCCUACCAAGGCAGCUUGGCUCGCCUGAUGCUCUUCGGAUACGGGGUAACGAAUCAUCGUUACUGCUGUGGGUCGAAGUGGGUCGCUAUCAUCUGGGGUACGGGGAAUGACCCCAAUCCUUGAAACCUGGGGAAAAUCUAUGCUUAAGGCCAUGGGGGUGCCUGAAGAGAUGGGAUAUCGAUAGGCGAAGAUGGCCCGAGGUUUUCAUUGUGAAAUCCGUAUAAGAAGCUGUUGGUCGCCGCGAUGAUCGACAAACGUCGAACUUUGGUACUCUUACUGAAGUGAAACUUCCACUGAAGUUCUCUUGAUUCACCACCUUGUUGCAGAGUAACUCGACGGUGCAUUUUUCCUUUCACUUAUUUAACGACAUCUCAAACUCUGGGAACAUACCGGACACGAGCAACCAUGACCCGAAAAUAUCUUGGAGGCUCUGGCGAGCGGCUGACUGUAUGGAUAUCUAUCGCAGCCAGCACUGUGUUGAUCUUCUACGGGUACGACCAAGGCGUGUUUGGCAAUGUCAUCAUCUCAGAAAACUUCCUACAUACCUUCGGGUACCCGUCUGCGAAUAUGAAAGGUGUAAUGACCUCAAUCUACAAUAUCGGCUGCUUCAUUGGCGCCAUGAGCACCAUCUGGACAGGCGAUAUCCUUGGGCGGCCUCGUCAGAUUAUGUUAGGCUCCACGGUCAUUGGCAUAGGAGCUAUCAUUCAAACCUGCAGCUGGACCGUCCCUAGCAUGAUGGUAGGGCGCAUUGUUGCCGGUCUCGGAACUGGCAUGAAUACGGCAACAGCUGGCGUUUGGCAAGCAGAGACGAGUAAGAUGAAUAGCAGAGGAAAACUUGUCAUUAUCCAGAUGGCUAACUGCAUUACCGGCUUCAGCAUCUCGAACUGGCUCACUCUUGGCUUUUCUUUUGCACCCCGCGAUGUAGCAUGGCGCUUCCCAUUGGCAUUCCAACUAUUCUUCACAUUCUGUAUCUACGCCAUGUGUCCGUUCUUGCCGGACUCGCCGCGUCUUCUCAUCCGCAAAGGCAAGCACGACGAGGCAUUAGAGGUCCUCGCCGCACUUGAGGGCCACGGAGCGACACCCGAAUCACCGGCUGUUGUCACGCAGUACAAUAUCAUCAAAGACAUCCUCGACCGCGAGCAUAUGAAUACCUACACAUGGUGGCAACUAUUGAGCGGUAAAGGGCCAGCCGGCGUUCUACGGCGCAUGAUCUUGGGCGCCUGGAUGCAGGCUAUGAAUCAGAUCUCGGGGAUAAAUGUUACAAGUUACUUCAUGAGCUAUAUCUUUAUAAACUCUCUCGGCAUUUCUGAGCUCCUGGCCCGUAUUCUGGCAGCUGCUGGCUCCGUCGACUACUUGAUUUUCGCCUGUUUGGCAUACUUUGUCAUUGAACGGUAUGGCCGAAGAAAAGUCAUGAUGGUGUCGUCUGCAGCGUGCUCUAUUUGCUGGAUCGUCAUCGCAGCUUCCCAAGGCCAGUCUGAGAAAGGGGGCGACUCUUACAAGCUCGGCAUCGUCGCCGUCUCGUUCUUCUUCAUUUUCUUUGCUAGCUUUGGCAUGGGAGUGCUUGGUGUACCAUGGUUGUAUCCCACCGAGAUCAACGCCCUGGAAAUGCGAACCAAAGGUGCUUCCCUCGCCAUGAGCACAAACUGGAUCUGUAAUUAUGCUGUCGUCCAAGCUACGCUCCCUGGCAUUGAAAAACUAAAAUACAAGUUCUGGAUCAUCUGGGCGGUGAUUUGCUUCUCCUUCAUCCCGAUUACGUAUUUCUUCUAUCCCGAGACCGCGAAUCGGACACUAGAAGACAUUGAUCGGUUUUUCGAAGGGGGGCCUGGUCUUUUUAUUCAUCGCGACAAGUUGGCCGUGCAACUGCAUCGUCCAGCUGAGUUCAUUGAGGCUGAUGCACGAAUUGCAGCUCGUGAAGAGGCUAAGUUUGGUGAAGGCAGGAAGAGUAUCAGCACGGAGUACGUUGAGACAAAAGACGUGGUAUGAAGAAAGUGAUCUGAAGGAGACAGCAGAUUCAAAUGGCUAUCGCAUUUUACAUUGUACUAUGGCUCGUUGGCGUAACCGUCAAUGAAGUUGACAGUUAGCGUAUUUCGGUUUUCCUUUUGCAGCGUCUCGCGGCCAAUUUCAAGGAGCUUAGAGACGUCCUGUCGACAAUCUAGACAAUAUCAGUUGAGCCUAGUAAAGUGGUGACAAGAGAUAGUAGCAUACCGAUAUAAAAUCCUCGCAGCUCUUUUCCUCUCCCGGUCGCCAAAUAGGCGCAAGUCUGGCCACAGAGCGCUGGUGUAUCUUUGAACAAGUCUUUGUAAAACUCUUCAUCAGUGAUAUCCCCGUAUUUCUCCUUCACAUCUUCCGCCGCACCAG
Molecule: messenger RNA, 2372 nt
Organism: Cucurbitaria berberidis CBS 394.84
Lineage: Eukaryota; Fungi; Ascomycota; Dothideomycetes; Pleosporales; Cucurbitariaceae
Product: general substrate transporter
Exons: 4
Coding region: 420-1997 (525 amino acids)
Biological process (GO): carbohydrate transport; transmembrane transport
Cellular component (GO): membrane
Molecular function (GO): carbohydrate:proton symporter activity
Source: RefSeq, a predicted model, not a curated record